AAAUUCUGGUUGACCUCCCUUGCAACUUCAACGAACCAUAUGUAUGUGGAUAUCGCAUAGACAGCAUAAAUGGAUCGAUGUUUAAAUGGAUGAUUGGCCAAGGCAGUACCCUCUCAAUCGAUACGAGACCCCAUAGUGAUGGUGAAGGUCGACAAGAUGGGAACUACAUGUAUGUCCAAGGAUCAAAUUCUACCUUCGGUAAUGUUACUACGCUGUGCUUUCCACCCGUAUCAACGGCUUCCAUGGAAACGCCGACACUUCGUUUCAUGUAUCAUAUGAAGGGAGGUGUGGGCAGUCUCUCAUCUGUUAUCAAUGGCAACAUGAACUGGACACGCUCAGGACAUCAGGACGGAAACUGGUUGCAUGCCUGUCAAUCUGUUCCGGUCGACUCCAAUCUACAAAUCUGCUUCCAAGCCACGGCAAGCCAAUAUGGCGAUGUUAUAGCUCUGGAUGAGGUUGCCAUCACGGAUAAAGAAUGCAAAGCUCCCAACGGGACCUGUGACUUUGAUACCUUGGACGAUCUUUGUUGGUUUAUCAGUACUUCUGAUGGUCUACCCAGUGAUAUAUGGCGUCAAACAAACCGAAAUAAUGAUGACAUUGAUGCAGGUUACGUGAUGGCGUCAGUAGGCGAUUAUACUAACUCUCAACUACUGUCACCUCCGAUACUGUCUCCAAAAGAAGGAGCGCAUUGUCUGUCCUUUGACUACCAUGUAAAAGCAGAUACAGCGAUGUGGUUUUCGACUAUCCUUUCUGUUCACGUCACACAUAGGAAUGGUAGCAAGGAUCAGCUGCUUUCAAUUAAUGUAAAGCAUGACAUUGGUUGGAAUCAUGCCCAGACUGAAUUCAAUUUUGAACAGAAUGAUUUACUUCGUAUUCUGUUUGCUAGAAGCCACAGCUCAGCAGCCAUAGAUAAGGUUAAAAUUACACAAGGCGCUUGUCCUGCACUAG
This is a messenger RNA of Mizuhopecten yessoensis (Yesso scallop), 948 nucleotides long. RefSeq names its product MAM domain-containing protein 2-like. The annotation marks the transcript as partial. The transcript is spliced from 4 exons. The record is from RefSeq and is a predicted model, not a curated record. Gene Ontology annotation, cellular component: membrane. NCBI's taxonomy places the organism in Eukaryota, Metazoa, Mollusca, Bivalvia, Pectinida, Pectinidae.